Phyllotreta striolata is the source of this 2990-nucleotide messenger RNA. NCBI's taxonomy places the organism in Eukaryota, Metazoa, Arthropoda, Insecta, Coleoptera, Chrysomelidae. The record is from the annotation of a GenBank genome assembly.
UUCCUGAAUUAUUUGUCAAUGUAAUUACAAUUUGUCGGUUUGUUUAUCUCAUUUAGCCCGAUCGAAAAACGAAAGCGACGGGAUCUCAUGACGUGCUCUAUUUUUUUUAGGUGAAACUCGCUAACGAAACACGAUCGAAAUGGGGAAGUUGCUGUCGAAAAUAUUCGGAAACAAGGAAAUGAGGAUACUGAUGCUCGGCCUCGACGCCGCCGGAAAGACGACAAUCCUGUACAAAUUAAAAUUAGGACAGUCCGUAUCAACCAUACCGACAGUGGGCUUUAACGUCGAAACGGUGACCUACAAAAACGUGAAAUUCAACGUGUGGGACGUCGGCGGCCAGGACAAGAUCAGGCCCCUUUGGCGACACUACUACACCGGCACGCAGGGUUUGAUAUUCGUCGUCGAUUGCGCCGAUCGGGAUCGCAUCGACGAGGCCAGACAGGAAUUGCAUCGCAUCAUCAACGACAGGGAAAUGAGGGACGCGAUCAUACUCAUCUUCGCCAACAAGCAGGACCUGCCGGAGGCCAUGAAGCCUCACGAGAUCCAGGAGAAGCUCGGCCUGACGAGGAUCCGGGAUCGGAAUUGGUACGUGCAACCGGCUUGCGCGACCACCGGCGACGGCCUCUACGAGGGACUGACGUGGUUGACGAGCAACCACAAGUUAUAGCAUCCCGACGAGUACGGAAGAACAAUGAUUAUAAGGUGAAUUUCAAGAAAUAAAUCCAUUCAAGCUGCCAGUCCAAAUUUCUACUUGGACUUUAAUCAGUGAAUCAAUUCAGUUGUGUAGUGUACGAGUAGAUUAGUGGCAGUGUUAUAAUUAUAAUUCAGUUAGAUUUUCUACUACCUAUUUGAAUGGUUGUGACAAUUCGGACUCAUUCUUGAAAUUACCUCACAUGUAACUUGUAAAUAAAUUAUUAGUAGUAUUGUAUUGUUUUAUAAUGUGAAAUAUUGUUGCUACAUUUUUCAAAUCAUCAGUAUGUUUUUUAUCGUAGAAUUGUUGUGUUGUUGACGUUUAUAUUUCCAGGUAUUUAUCCACCCUAUUUAUUUCUUUCUGCACUGUAAUUUAAUAUAUUCGUACCUGGAUAUAUCCUUACAACACAAUCGUUCUAUUAUAUUUUGGUACAAAAUUUAUUGUUAAAUAUAUUUUCAUUUCUAUAUUAUAUCGUACGAAAUGGAUUAUUAAUUGCUAUACGUUUUUAUCGUAAUAUGAAACUAAUUUCCCAUCGAGCAAUAAACUAAUCAAUUCAUAUUGCUUUAAAAUAAAUUAAUAGUCCACUUCGGUACUAAAGCAAAAGUAAAUACUAAAUAUUUAUAUAUAAAUACUAUACUUUAUAUUUUUCACAAUAAUAGUGAUAUGUUUUACGCGCGCACCGGCGGGCGGUAUUCGUUUCGUAUUAUUUUUAAACAUUUAAAAUGGUCAUUGAAUCGCUAUAAAAAAGAAGCAACUAAUCGAACACACCGCGGUGCGUGCGUAAUGAAACAUUUUAAAAUGUUGGCUAAAAAUUUUCGAGAGACAAGGUGUAAAGAAAGUCAAUUAAUGUAAUCUGCUUAGAUAUUAAACGGCUCGGCUUGAGAGUCAGUUCAGUUUCGACUUGUAAUUUACGAGGAACUCCUCCUGAUUGAUACCAGUGAUUAGAAAUUUGAUCGGUUCAUCAAACUAAUUCGGUAGCUUUUUUGAAAUUGAAGCAAUAAUUUCGUUACAGUCGCGCUUAAGCAGGUUACAGUAAAUAAUAAUUACAAUUCAUUCCUAUGUCUUGUCCCUUAUCGUAACGGUAAUUUUAUUUUUCUUUUUAUUUCAGAUAUAUUGCCAAAAAUACUUUUUGUAUAUAAUUAAAGACUGAAUAGAUAUAAGAUUUUCUUCGCUUAGAGAAAUUCAGCCAUCAUUUUUUUGCAGUUAAUAAUACUCUAUACGAAAAUACAGCUCCGUUUUUUUUAUAGUUUAUAUUUUUAAUAGAUUCUGUAUACACGUUUUGAAUAUUUUCUUCGCUGUCUUCGAUUCGACAAAUUUUUAUUCAGAGACAGCGAUUGAAUCGAGCCAGUAAUGAAUGGUAUAAAGAAAGUCUGUUCAGGUUUGGAAUUGGUUUAAUGGGAAUUUCUUCGUUUUGAAAUUCAUCCACCAUCGUAGUAGAUUUUUCCAUUCCACUUGGUUUCUCUUUCGCUUAGUUGAGAAAAAUCGAUGGAAUUCUUGUUAAAUCAUUUUCAUUUUGAACGAUUGCAUUACAUGCGGUUUAAAUGAAGCACAUAGGCUUAGUUAUUUAGUUCUCAGUAAGGUCUUCUUCGUAAUUUGUAUUAUUUGUACAUAAACAAAAAAAAAUCUAUUGAAGUGCAUUUCGUUUAGGAAUUUUUUAACCAAGUAUUUGAAUACAUUACGUUUUCGGAUUUUAUAUGCAUAAAAAAUUGUUUAUCGUGAGAUUUGUGAGAUAUUAGAAGAAAUGAGCACGCGGGCUUUGUAGAAAUAAUUAGAAAAAUAAAAGUAUAAAAAUUUAUCAUAGAGCAAUUAUAAAAAAAAUUUAUGCUACUUUGCUUAACAUAUUUUAUGAUUAUUAGGUUCCUUAUCCGAUUUAUUUUUUUAUAAAGGGUGUUCCGGAAAAAGUUGCCGCGAAGAAAUGUUAUUUUGAGCAAUUUUGAGGGGGGUUCUUUAUACGAAAUUUUUUGCUUUGUUCCACCGUAAAAUUCACCAAGGACUCGAGUUUCGUUUGCGGCAACCUUUCCUCGAACACCCUGUAUAUAUAUAUUUGCAAGAUAAAAUUGUUUUACUUAUAUGUAACUAACUGAUAUCGUUUUUUAGGUGAAUUAAUUAUUGAACUAUGUAAAUUAUUUAGUCUAGGCAUGUAAAAAUUUUUUAAUUAAUUUUAUUGCCAAAAAUUGACUUCCUAAGUAACGUCAAGCGUUUUGUUUAAUUUUUAUUAAAAACCUUAUUUUUUGUGAUACACCUUUCAAAUAAAUACAAGGCAAUAUUAAAUUACUAUUCGUUUCUUUGCCGUUUUCCC